GAUUGGUUGAGCGUUCCCGAUGCACACCUUGAACCUUCUUACGCUCCCACAAAGGUAGAAUUUUGUACAUCGAACUUUCUCACUCUUCACUCUUCCUUUCAACCACCAGGCACAUUACCCAUGAUGUGGGAAAAAAGUCAUCAUAUGUCUUCUGAGGAUGUACAGGAUUCUACAGUGAGGCAAUCAUUGGCCACCUGCAAUCCCCCUCAUUUGGAUAUUCUCCGAGCCCAUUUGAGCGACCUCGGCCUCGAGCUGGAUUCGGAGGGCAUCGUAAGAUGGGAGCGGUCGAAUAAAUUGCAUCCUCGCAACUGGUCGCUGUCUCGCAAACUGUACGAUAUCUCCCUAAUUGUCAUAUUAGAUUUCGCGACGUAUGUAUCUCAGAGCCCUCUGCUUCUUCUUGGGGUGAUUCAAAAUCGCUGACGAUCUUAUUAUAUAGAACCGCAAUUAGCUCUGCGGGUGUAAGGGGCUCCCCUCGAGGUCCAUCUCAAAACACUAAUACUGUGUCAACAGGCAGCUACUAGCGAUGUUGCUCGCGAGGACCUAAAAAUCGGCCGUGUAUUAUCGCUAUUUAGUUUUACAUCUAUGUCAGUACCACAUUUCAUAGUAACAGCUUAGCAUUACAAAGCUAAUAAAACACCAUAUUCAUAGAUAUAUGAUUGGUCAGGGGUUCGGUGGCGCCGUAUUUCCUCCAUUUAGCGAAUCUUUUGGCCGGAAAAAGCUUUACGUUAUAUCCACUGCACUCUACUCGCUCUUCUGUUUACUUCCCGGCGUACUGCCGUACCUACCAGUGAUUCUCAUCGGCCGUUUUGGUGCUGGAGUUUUAUCUGCGAUCCCAACAAAUGUGGUCGCUGGGAGUAUUGAAGACAUGUUCAAUGCAGGACAUCGGAUAUGGAUGAUUUUUGCUUGGCUGAUGGCUGCAAAUUUGGGACUUUCGCUCGGACCAAUCUACGGUGCCUUUGUGGUUGAAUAUUUAGGAUGGUGGGUUGCACUGUCACAAGCUGUUUGAUUUUCUAAGAAUACUGUACUCAUUUGCUCUCUCAGGCAUUGGCAUUUCCGAAUCUCGGCCAUUUUUACUGGCGCCAUGUCCAUUCUUUUGCUAUUCACACGCGAAAGUCGACCAAGCCAACUUCUUGAAGCACGGGUAGCCCUUCUCAGAAAAGCCACAGGCGAUGAUUCCUUUCGCAUCAACAAUCCUGAUCACGCUCCGGAUCUUGAUACUUUGAUCCGUCUUGUUUUAUUGAGGCCUAUUCGACUGCUCUUUACAGAGCCUAUCGUCUUUGUGACAAGCAUUAUUAGCGCUGUUGCUUUCGCAUUGGUCUAUCUCUUCACUGAAGCCAUCCCAAUAGUUUAUGGAUUCUUUGGUUUUAGUGCAACACAGUCAUCCCUUGUUUUCCUGGCAAUGUGUGUUGGCAUUUGCUUAAGUGUCUUAACUCGCUUCUACGACCAACACAUCUUCCGCAAACGACAAAAGAAUCGCCAACCGUUGCAACCCGAAGACAAGUUGACUGGUUUUGCGAUUGGGGCACCGCUCCUCGCAAUCGGCCUCUGGUGGUUCGCAUGGACAGUCCCUCCAAUCGUCAAUCAUGUUCCCUGGAUUAUUUCAUCGUGCUCGUUGGCAUUGAUCGGCUACGCUUGCACCGAAUUCGAUACGACACUUGCAGGGUACGUGGCUGACAGUUACACCAUAUACGCCGCUUCUGCGUUUGCUUCUAUGGCCCUCGCAAGGGCUGUUCUUUGCGCUGUCUUUCCGCUAUUUGCCCAUCAGAUGUUUGUUGCCCUCGGCUCAAAUAAAGCGCUUACCGUUCUCGCUUCUCUUGCAACCCUCUUUUGCCUUACGCCUAUUUUGCUUCUAAGCUACGGGACAGCAAUUCGAAAAAGUAGCAAAUUUGCAAGUUAUAGCUUGGACGUCUACCGAGAUCACCAAGUCGAUGCCGAAACUUGGGAAAUAGAAACUGUGGAGUUAGUGGUUGAUGGCGUUAUACUUUCCAGCGAACCUCCACGAACAACUUAGUAAAACAUCAUUGUUCAUAUCUUGGUACAGAUAGAAAGAUCUUUUGGGGUUGCCUUGAGAGUUAUGGUUCCUUUUCUUCUGACCGGUGCCAGAAUGUAAAUAUCUGCCUCCUCAUCGUUUUCGAAUGCGCAUGGUUACCACCGUGUUAUAUGGUAUUAUGGGCACUCAAUGCAAUCUCAUACAUCCAAGAACUAUAACACAGGUAAGAAGGAGG
Messenger RNA from Hymenoscyphus albidus, 2225 nucleotides. Lineage: Eukaryota; Fungi; Ascomycota; Leotiomycetes; Helotiales; Helotiaceae. The record is from the annotation of a GenBank genome assembly.